Messenger RNA from Anarrhichthys ocellatus (wolf-eel), 1724 nucleotides. Its product is annotated as heterogeneous nuclear ribonucleoprotein C-like. NCBI's taxonomy places the organism in Eukaryota, Metazoa, Chordata, Actinopteri, Perciformes, Anarhichadidae. Gene Ontology annotation, molecular function: RNA binding. The record is from RefSeq and is a predicted model, not a curated record. Gene Ontology annotation, cellular component: nucleus. The transcript has 6 exons. Bases 590 to 1222 code for a protein of 210 amino acids.
GGCUUUACCGUGUGACUCCUUGGUGCCAAAGCUAUGGACAACAUAAAAACACAUUUUACACGCCGUCACUACGAGUUCAUCUUUCAAGGCUGCAGCUUUGAAAUGUUAAAGAUUUUGUUGUUUUUUUUUGCGACCACCUGCGAAGUUAACGAUCCAGAAAUGUUUUAAGACAGAAAAAAAUCUGCUUUGGAUCACGUGUCUGAUAUUUUACCACAAAAAAUAUCAAUUGUCAAGUACAUUCUAGAAAUUACAAAUGCACUUUGAGUGUACAAAUACUCUCAAGUUUGUGUUGGACAAACCUCCAGCAAUAAGAAAAAGGAGAUACAAGAUGUUCUAGUGCUGGUAAAACUGUGACUGCAUUGUUAAUCACUCCAACAUGUUGGCUUCAAUUCUUGUUUAUUUGAAUAUCUAAAAAAAAAAUCUGGACGAAAGGUAAAUAAUGAGAUUUAGUAAACAGCUUGACAGCGAGAGGGAUCCGAUGUGAAGUCCCCUGCAUCACUCUCUGUGAUCUGUUUUCUCCUCAGACAUCAACCUGGCUGGAGAACCCAAACCACACCGGUCAAAAACCUCCAAGCGCUCAGCUGGAGACAUGUACAGCAGUUCCUCAUUUGAACUCGACUAUGACUUUCAGAGAGAUUACUACGACAGGAUGUACUCGUACCCGUCCCGUGUCCCCGCUCCCCCUCCUCCUCCCCCGUUGUCGCGGGCCGUGAUCCCGUCCAAGCGCCCGCGGGUCAGCCUGAGCGGAGCAAGCAGCCGGCGAACAAAGAGCAGCUUCUCCUCUUCCUCCAAGAGUGGUCAGAGGACUUCCUCGUCCAAAACAAUGAAAGUGGACGAGCUGCAGACCAUCAAGCGGGAGUUGAGCCAAAUCAAAAGCAAAGUGGACGACCUGCUGAACAGCCUGGAGCACAUGGACAAGGACCACAGCAAGAAGUCGGGUAUGGGGGGAAAACGCAAAGCUAAGGGCCUAAAAACGGAGCCGGGCGAGGUGACUUCACCGCCGCACACGAGCAACAAGGACGACAUGACGAAGAGAGACAGAGAGUGCCAGGAGCUGAACGACUCUGACGAAGAGGACGACGAUGACGAUGGAGACCUGCUGGAGGAGGAAGAGGUGAAGAGUCAAGAGAGGGAGGAAGAAGAGGAUGAUGAGGAGGAGGAAGGAGAGCACGUGGAAGGCGACGACGAUAUCGAAAGUGUCAACGGCGAAGAGGACUCGUAGGCGCGGACUCCAGCGACGCAUGCAGUGUACACACAGCUUCCAGUAGGAACUUGGACUCCGGUUUUAACACGCGUGUUGUAGAGCAAACACACUCAAGCAUGGUGCACACACACACACACACACACACACACACACACACACACACACUGUUGUCCGUAAAGCCGAUUUAGUUUUUUUUUUUUUUUUUUGUUUUGUCCAGUGUUGCUGUACCAGGAAUAACUAUCUGUGGGUUUCGGUAUGUGUUUUUACUGCGUCGUUGCUUGCCCUCAGGAGGAGACGGAAACACAAGACUGUUAAUGUUCUCAGAGACGACAGCUCGACGGACAUGUCUUAAUGCGAGGACAGACAUUCAGCUGCGAAAGGCCGGUUUUAGGUUCCGUGUGUUUGUUUUUCUUCAUCGGUGUGUUUGUUUUGACCUCGUGUGUCUGUAUGUUAAGGUCUGUUUUUUUAUACUAUUCACAACUGUAAAGGAAUAAAUUGCAAUAAAAUAUAAAAAUGGAAA